AUGGGCAGAGGCACGGGCAGGGACGGGCAGCGGUUCCACGUGACGCCGCGGGAUGAGGCCUCUCAGAGAGUUAUCGGAGCGCUUCAAAACGUGUACAGGAAAAAGCUCCGCCUGGUGGAAGAGGCGUUCUUCUUCGGGCAGUUUCACUACGACGCCAUCACUGACACGGAGCUAGAAGCCAAGAGCCAGGUCCUGGUGAUCGGGCAGUACUCCACGGGAAAGACCACGUUCAUCCGCCACUUGCUCGGAGCCGACUUCCCGAACAUGAACGUUGGUCCCGAGCCGACAACGGACAAGUUUACGGUGGUGAUUCAUGGCCAGGAAGACCGCCCGGUGGAGGGAAACAUCCUCGCGGUCGUCAAGGAACUCCCGUACGAGGGGCUGAGUCGAUUCGGACCCGGACUCCUGGACAAGCUUGAUGCUGCCAUCUCUACCUCUCCGUUUCUGGAGAACAUAACCCUGGUGGACACGCCGGGAGUCCUCUCCGGGGAGAUGCAGAUGCACCAGCGGGCAUACAGCUUCGCUGACGUGUCUCGGUGGUUCGGCGAUCGGUCCGACCUCAUCCUCGUCCUGUUUGACGCCCACCGCUUGGACGUCAGCGAUGAACUUAUGGAGAUUCUGAUGCGGCUCAAGGACCACCAGAGUUCCAUCAGGAUAGUUCUCAACAAGGCGGACCAAGUCGACAAGGCCGAGCUCCGGAGGGUAUACGGGGCCUUGAUGUGGUCGUUGGGCAAGGUCUUUGACAACCCGGAGGUGGUUCGAGUAUACAUCGGGAGCUUCUGGGACCAACCUCUAAAGCACACCGCGCAUGAGAAGCUCUUCGAGGCCGACCAGGAAUCGCUAACCCGGGAGCUAACAGAUCUACCCCGGCUGUCAGCCACCCGCAAGAUAAACCAGCUCAUCAAGCGGGCUAACUCGGUCCGGGCUCACGCGUGUGUGCUGAGCUAUCUGAGGGAACAAACGCCGUGGAUGUACGGUAGGGCCCGGCGACGGGAGGACCUACUGGAGAACAUGGAAGGCGUGUUGGAAACGGUCAGAGCUAAGCACGGUCUGCACGAGGCGGACAUGCCGGAUGCGGACGCACUGAGGGCCAACCUUCAGAGCUUCGAUUUCGCCAGUUUUCCGAUACUCACGCCCGCCGCGCUCCGGCAGCUGAGGCAUGUCGUCGACGUCGAUAUUCACCAGGUUCUGCAAGAGGGGGGCGGAUCGGCGAAGAUCUUCAAGUUCUCCAACAAGCGAGGCCGUCCACAGCGAGCGGGCAUGCUUUCCCGGGUAGGUUCCUCGAUACGACAGCUGCUAGGGGGCGGCGCGGAAAGCGACAACACGGACAGCAGCAGCGGUAGGGGGUCGCCGCCACUGCCCGCGGCGGCCCCCCUCCGGCCCCCGGCUUCCCCCCACCUCUCCUCUGAGGGUAUUUCUGCUGCCGGCGUCGCUGUAACGGCGACAAGCGCAGCACCGGUAACAGCAGCACCAACACCAGCAUCAACACCAGCAGCGCCAGCACCACCAGCACCAACGGCAGCAGCACCAACACCACCAGCAUCAGCAGCACCAGCAGCAGCAUCACCAGCACCAGCACCAGCACCAGCACCAGCAUCACCAGCACCAGCACCAGCACCAGCAGCACCCGCAGCAGCAGCAGCACCCGCAGCAGCAUCUCCAUCAUCGCGGGACGAUAGUGGCACGACCCGGGUCUCCGAGGAGUCGCCGGAGAAGUUCGAGGAGAUCUGGACGGCGGUGAGCCUCGAUGAGAGCGGGAUUUCCGGCGGUGGCGGCGUCGGUAGCGCGGGAGGAGGGGACGAGAGCGGCACCAGGGGAACCGGCGGCAAGCGUGCAAAGAAGGGCGGCUUCAUGUGCUGUUCCUGCCUCCAGGUCCUGCUCUUGGUCCUCAUCCCUCUCGUCGCGCUGCUGCUCUUUGCGCCGGAGCCCGAAGUCGCCACCGGGACAGCACUCACAGAUCACGCCGCUAGAGCGCGGCGCUUCCUGGCAACCACCGCGAGGAGCCUGCAAGGGACGGGCCAAGCUCCCAACGGGGAGGAGGAUGACGACGACUACCGCUAUCGGGACAAGUCCGAAGAAGCGCAAGCGCUGUACCGCGGAACCGUCCACUGA
This is a messenger RNA of Ectocarpus siliculosus, 2112 nucleotides long. The record is from the annotation of a GenBank genome assembly. NCBI's taxonomy places the organism in Eukaryota, Phaeophyceae, Ectocarpales, Ectocarpaceae.